AUGGCAGGCGACGGUCAGAUCGAUUUCAAACUUUAUAGAUACACCCCAUCGACGGCUGCAGCAGCGCUUUUUGUCGCUUUGUUUCUUCUUACAACGAUAUACCAUGUCUAUCAACUCAGCCGGGCGCGGGCUUGGUAUUUCAUAGCAUUUGUCGUUGGGGGUUUCUUCCAGAUCAUUGGCUACAUCUGCCGGACCUUGGCCCAUAAUCAUAAGGAAUCGGUCCCGAUCUAUAGUGUGCAAACGAUCUUGAUUCUCCUUGCUCCACCGCUUUACGCCGCCUCUAUCUAUAUGGUGCUAGGUCGACUGGUCACUUAUCUACGGGCAGAAAGGCUCAGCUUGGUUUCAGUGAGGUGGAUGACCAAGAUCUUCGUUACAGGCGAUGUCAUUGCCUUUGUUAUGCAAGCUGCAGGUGGCGGUAUCAUGGCGAGCGGUACGAUCAGCAGCUACAACCUCGGCGAGCAUAUUACUGUCGGAGGCCUAUGUGUUCAAUUGGUCUUCUUCAGCUUCUUCAUAGCCACCUGUGCGUUAUUUCAUUCCCGAAUUCGCAAAUAUCCUACGCAUGAGGUAACAGCACUUGCGGCUCGGCUUUCUGAAAGGACUUCACGAACGUGGGAAACUGUGCUCGUGGGCCUGUACGCCGCGAGUGUCCUGAUUCUGGUGAGGUCGAUCUUUCGCUUGAUUGAAUAUGCGCAGGGGAACAAUGGGUACCUCAUCAGCCAUGAAGCCUUCAUGUAUAUUUUCGAUUCUGCUUUGAUGUUUCUGACCAUGGUUGCCAUGAAUUUUUGUCAUCCGUCAAUGAUCUUGGUUGGGUCGGAGAAAGAGCGUGAAGCCGAGAUGAGUUCCCCGACCUCUGAGACAGAAUUGACUUGA
This is a messenger RNA of Aspergillus novofumigatus IBT 16806, 870 nucleotides long. RefSeq names its product RTA1 domain-containing protein. The transcript is spliced from 3 exons. The coding region runs from base 1 to 870 and encodes 289 amino acids. NCBI's taxonomy places the organism in Eukaryota, Fungi, Ascomycota, Eurotiomycetes, Eurotiales, Aspergillaceae. Gene Ontology annotation, cellular component: membrane. The record is from RefSeq and is a predicted model, not a curated record.